Molecule: messenger RNA, 440 nt
Organism: Camelina sativa (false flax)
Lineage: Eukaryota; Viridiplantae; Streptophyta; Magnoliopsida; Brassicales; Brassicaceae
Source: RefSeq, a predicted model, not a curated record
AACCGUCUGGUUCUUUUCUCUUCCUCGGUCCAACUGGUGUUGGCAAAACUGAGCUGGCUAAGGCUCUUGCUGAGCAACUCUUUGACGAUGAAAACCUACUAGUUAGGCUUGAUAUGUCGGAGUAUCAUGAAAAAUACUCUGUUAAUAAACUUAUAGGGGCACCGCCUGGGUACAUUGGUCAUGACGAAGGUGGACAACUAACUGAACCCGUGAGGAGACGACCUUUCUGUGUUGUACUAUUUGAUGAAGCUGAAAAGGCCAAUGCUACCGUAUUCAACACGCUACUUCAAGUGCUAGACGAUGGGAGAUUAACGGAUUCGCAUGGGAGGACAGUCGAUUUUAAAAACACAGUUAUCAUAAUGACUUCUAACCUUGGGGCUGAACACCUUAUUUCAGGGCUUACAGGUGAAGUGGCCAGAGCUGUUAAACAGAUUGGAUGA